Suillus fuscotomentosus is the source of this 833-nucleotide messenger RNA. RefSeq lists its product as uncharacterized. The annotation marks the transcript as partial. The record is from RefSeq and is a predicted model, not a curated record. Lineage: Eukaryota; Fungi; Basidiomycota; Agaricomycetes; Boletales; Suillaceae. The transcript has 4 exons.
CUUCAGCUGCUAACUCCUCAGCCCUCUUACCUCCUUCGCUUUCACGGCUCACCCAGGUGCAGGCACCUAUUGUUUUUGAAAAACUUCGUACACUCUCAUUCAGCUAUUAACUUUUCAUUUUCACAUACCUCGACCCGCCGUUGAUUUCCAAAUAUUCACGAGCCUCACUCAUUCAAGACCUUCAAGACCAUCAUGCGCUUUGCUGCCCUUGUCGCUCUCGCUGUCGUAGCCUCGACCGUCCCAAGUUUUGCAGCGCCUGCCCCAUACUCUCUUCAUCGAAUCACUUCCAGACAGGAUACAGCGUCAACGGAUGACAGUACGAUCGCCGAUACAUCUGUACGCAACGGUUUCGCCACUCCCCACAUAGGGACAGUGAUCCUGCCAGGGGGAAGUCUGUCCCUUGAUUCCAAACGUGACACCACCUCCGAUAUCGUUCAAGCCAUCGCAGCAGCAUUAAACGAGUUGCCCCCCGCAAGGAAGCGCGAUAUCACUGCAGACAUCACUGCCGCGCUCCAGACUUUCCUGCAAGAAGGUAGCUCUGUGUUGAGCGAUAUUGACGUCAAACGUGACACUACCUCCGACAUCGUUCAACCCAUCGCAGCAGCGUUAAACGAAUUGCCCUCCACAAGGAAGCGCGAUAUCACUGCAGACAUCACUGCAGCGCUCCAGACGCUCCUACAAGAAGGUAGCUCUGUGUUGAGCGAUAUUAACAUCAAACGUGACACUACCUCCGACAUCACCGCAGCGCUCCAGACUCUCCUGCAAGAAGGUAGCUCUGUGUUGAGCGAUAUUAACGUCAAACGUCAAGCGGACUCCAUCCUUCCCGUCGAAGA